Molecule: messenger RNA, 3004 nt
Organism: Myotis myotis
Lineage: Eukaryota; Metazoa; Chordata; Mammalia; Chiroptera; Vespertilionidae
Gene: FAM131A
Product: family with sequence similarity 131 member A
Exons: 7
Coding region: 991-1833 (280 amino acids)
Source: RefSeq, a predicted model, not a curated record
GGCCUUGAGGAAGGGGCCAGCGUCGGGAGAGGGAGGAGCCUGCGCCAGGGAGGCGGGCCAGGCUAGAGGAGGGAGUGGAGCAGGCCUGAGCGGGGAGAGGGCUGAAUCAACUUGGGUUCGGUCCCAGGGCCUGCCUGCUUCUGGGCUCUGCAGGGGGGACUCGUGUCUUUCCGCCUGGAUUCCCACCGCUGAGGGUGGCAGGAGGCGCAUGGCCUGGGGAGGGGUUAGUCAAUCCUCACCAGCCCAUGGCGACUGUCCUUGCCCACUCACAUACACUCAUCACCAUCACCAUCACCACCCAGUUCCUACACCUCUCUUGCUGUCCUGGGAAUGGCCCUAUCCUGGGAACCUGCCUCUCCUGUCUGUGUCCCAACCUCCUUAAGCCUGCAAACGCUGGCCAAGUACCCUACCAGGGAAUUUUUAAUUAAACCUUACUCCCCACUUCAGAGUCAGAUGGUUGAUGAACGGGACUGAGACCCAACUUGGGGCACCUGUGUGCACCUGAUCACCUCUCACCUCUUACAACUCUUUUAGUUCCCUUCCCCCACUCGCAACAAUAACAAUAACAACAAAUCACCCUACCCUGAGGAGGGAAACAGGAGCCUAAAGGGAGGCCAUCAGGUCUUCCUGCCCACAACUGCUGACCCUUGCCUUGGUUCCCCUGGAUGGUGCAUGCUGGGGCCUGGUCUUAGUCCUGUGCAUCUGAGGUUGGCCACUCUACUUCAGUGUCAUGGAUUUCGCCAAGCCUAAGGCCAGCAUUUCUGGGAACCACCAGCUGGAUGAGGUCCAGGGACAGAGACGGCUGCUCCAGCUAAAGUGGCCUCGGACCCCGCGUGGGCUGUGGAGUGGAUCGAACUUCCUCGGGGCCUCUCUCUCUCUUCCUUGGGAUCUGCUCGUACCCUCCGAGGCUGGAGCCGGUCCUCGCGCCCUUCCUCUUCCUCCGUGGACAGUCAGGACUUGCCAGAGGUGAAUGUUGGAGACACUGUCGCGAUGCUGCCCAAGUCCCGGAGAGCCCUAACUAUCCAGGAGAUCGCUGCACUGGCCAGAUCCUCCCUGCAUGGUAUUUCCCAGGUGGUGAAGGACCACGUGACCAAGCCCACUGCCAUGGCCCAGGGUCGUGUGGCUCACCUUAUUGAAUGGAAGGGCUGGAGCAAGCCAAGCGACUCUCCUGCUGCCCUGGAAUCAGCCUUUUCCUCCUAUUCGGAUCUCAGUGAGGGUGAGCAAGAGGCUCGCUUUGCGGCAGGAGUGGCUGAGCAGUUUGCCAUUGCAGAAGCCAAGCUCCGGGCAUGGUCUUCAGUGGAUGGUGAGGACUCGACCGAUGAAUCCUACGAUGAGGACUUUGCUGGGGGAACUGACUCAGACAUGGCUGGGCAGCUGCCCCUGGGACCCCACCUCCAGGACCUCUUCACUGGCCACCGAUUUUCCCGGCCUGUGCGCCAGGGCUCUGUGGAGCCUGAGAGCGACUGCUCGCAGACAGUGUCCCCAGACACCCUGUGCUCUAGUCUGUGCAGCCUGGAGGACGGGUUGCUGGGCUCCCCGGCCCACCUAGCCUCCCAGCUGCUGGGUGAAGAGCUGCUUCUUGCCAAACUGCCCCCCAGCCGGGAAAGUGCCUUCCGCAGCCUGGGCCCCUUGGAGGCCCAGGACUCGCCCUACAACUCGCCCCUCACAGAGUCCUGCCUUUCCCCCGCCGAGGUGGAGCCAGCCCCCUGCGAGGACUGCCAGCCGCUCUGCCCACCAGUGGGCAGCUGGGAACGCCAGCGGCAAGCCUCUGACGUGGCUUCUUCUGGGGUGGUGUCCUUAGAGGAGGAUGAGGUGGAGCCAGAGGAACAGUGACGCAGAUCAUGCCUGGCGGUGGCACAGCCGCUGUGCCCAGUUGUGGGCUUGAGGCUUCCAGCAGAGCUCCAAAGCCUGGGGGGCUCCUGGGAGCACUCACUCCUCAUUGUGUGUUUUGCAUGAAAGUGUCUAGAGAGGAGGCAGGGACCAGGCUGGGGGCGCAUGUCCAGCCCCCACUCCUGGGGCUUGCCGGGGAUUGCCCGGGGCCCCUGGGGCAUGGCUACAGCAGUGGCAGAGUGAUGUUCAUGUUCUUAAAUCAAAAACGCCACAUAUUUCCUCCUCUGAUGAUGUGAACCUCUGAGGGGGCAGUUAUGACUGGGCUACGUGGGACAGAAUGGAGGGAGCCCGGCCUCCCCUGCCCCUCCCCGCCUCUCUCCUCUGCUUCUCUCCUCACCUCCAAGUCCAUGUACCGUGCUUGAUAGAAUCACCCCACCCAGGGAGCCUACGGAUUGAGCCGUCCCCCAGGUCCCUUUCCCAGCUGGGCUCAUCCUGUGCUACACCUCUCCAUUGUCUCUAAAUCUUUUUUGUAAAGAAAGAGGGGUUUUGGUCUGUUCUUUCAGUCAGAUCUUCUCUGGGAGGCAUUGGAAUGAUGAAAGCGUGCACCCCCACCCUUUUCCUGGCCACUUUGAGGGGUCUGGGCCCUUUCCCAGUCCCAUGUAGGAUGUGUGGGCAGAGCCCCGGUGGCUCCCAGCCCACCAGGUUGCUGUAGGGUGGAGUUGGAAGAGGACAGGGCUCUGGUAGCUACAGAGCUGGGACUUCGAUGUUCUUCCAGAGAGGGCCACCAGGGGGCCACACGGGUGGCCCUGUGCAGGGCAGAAAUUGUGCCAACCGGUGACAGUCAUGAGGGAGUGCCUCUCCUUGGGGAGGAAGGAGGGCAGUGCCUUUUUGGCUGAAGGAAAGGCCGAAGCUACAGUACUGGGGGCAGCCAGGGUGUUGAUGGCCAAGCAGUGGAGGCCUCUGCAGAUCCUACACUCCAUGGACAGCAGGCUCUGGAGUUUUAUAGCCAUGGGGUGUAGGUGGCUAGAUUUCAGGACUUGUAGGCUUUGGCAGGUAAGAGGGCCCAAGGUAAGAACACGAGCUGAUGGGCACAGGCAUUCUCUAUAUAAGUGGCUCAUUAGGUGUUUAUUUUGUUCUAUUUAAGAAUUUGUUUUAUUAAAUUAAUAUAAAAAUC